GGUUGUGCGCAUGCGUGGUCCGCAUGCGCAGAAGACAGAAACAUCCACAGAACACGAGAAGGUCACAGUUCACGACAACAGGACGACCAUCGGUGUCGUCAGACCCAGCAAGGAGACCAUAGACGUCCCCGAGGAAAAAUCCUCAAGGGAAAAACUUUACUCCUUUGACAAAGUACUUCUAGAGGACAGUAGUCAGCAGGACGUGUAUGACGCCACAGGUGCCGACCUGGUCGGAAAAGUGUUCCAGGGGGUCAACGGCUGCGUGCUCUGCUAUGGCCACACGAGUUCGGGUAAGACCUACACGCUCCUGGGUCCGGAGCAGGCGGCGCGCAGUAAGACGGACCCGGCGGUGUCAGAGGGCCUGGUGCCCCGCACGCUGGUGCACAUGUUCGCCGUGAAGGAACGGUUAGAACAGGCGGACCCCAGCCGCACGGUGGACAUACACAUGCUGGUGUAUGAGGUCUACAUGGAGAAGGUAUACGAUCUGUUUAGUGCUAACACAGGUAAGAGUCUGGACAUCCGGGGUCCUGACAAGAGAGGGUCGUUCUACCCACACGGCAUCACUAACCACUACGUGGUGCGCGCCGAGGCCGCCAUGACAGUUUUACGGGCAGCCGCAAGGUCACGUCGCGAGCAGAGGACGAAGCGGAACCAGCGCAGCUCUCGUUCCCACAUGAUCAUCCAGAUGGACGUCAUUCAGACCAAAACCGUCCAAUGGGAGGCCUCGAAACAACCGCUGGUCAGACAGGACAGAGCAGCCAGCCUGUUCAUGGUAGACCUUGCCGGUAGUGAGACCGAGGAUGACGCCGCCUUGUCGGACCUCACCCGCGCGGAAGGCCGCAAAAUCCGCCUCAGCCUGUACACCCUCAAACGCGUCGUCGCCGCGCUGUCGGACAGAAAGAGAGGAAAGCACGUCCCUUACAGGGAAAGUGUUCUGACGAAGUUGUUAAAACAUUGCCUGGACGGGACGUCACAAACGGUCAUCGUAGCGACCUGUGACCGGAACAGCGGCAGUGUACUAGAGAACAUGUCAACCCUGAACUUCGCACAGUCCUGCAAGAAGGUAUCCAUCAGUCCGAAGGCGAACCGGAACGAGCUGUCUGAACUGCUGGAGAGAACUAUCCGAGAGAGAAACGCCUGGAGGAGGCUGGCGGAGGGACAGGGAGACGCGCUCAAGCUGAAGGACUGUCUGCUCAAGGACAUCCUGCCGUAUCUUGAAGAAGAGGCGAAAGCUAAAGGAGACGGAGAAGGUGGAGCAAGAGAAGCUGUUUUCAUCCAGCGGAUCCAAGCGGCGCUAGGGGGCCUUACCGACCAGUCUGAAGAGUCCGAACUGCAGACAAUAGGAGACGACAGAUCUGAAUUCGUGCCUGAAUCUGAACUGGAUCACAAACUGCCCAGAGAGGAAAUGCAGAAGAUGUUGCGAGCUGUGACUGAACCCAUCAUGCACAAACAAUACUCCGACAGAAGACUUUCGCAGAAAACGUUCACGCUGAGUCGCGGGGAGGACAGCGGUGAGGAGGAGCCACAGGCGGCGGGGGACGGAGGUGCAGCCGCGGAACCUGCAAGGUAG
Branchiostoma belcheri (Belcher's lancelet) is the source of this 1570-nucleotide messenger RNA. Its product is annotated as kinesin-like protein 3. NCBI's taxonomy places the organism in Eukaryota, Metazoa, Chordata, Leptocardii, Amphioxiformes, Branchiostomatidae. Gene Ontology annotation, molecular function: ATP hydrolysis activity; microtubule motor activity; microtubule binding. Gene Ontology annotation, cellular component: kinesin complex; microtubule. The transcript has 12 exons. The coding region runs from base 11 to 1570 and encodes 519 amino acids. The record is from RefSeq and is a predicted model, not a curated record. Gene Ontology annotation, biological process: microtubule-based movement.